AUGGACAGCCAUGAAAAAUUAUCGUCCACUUCAUACCUAAGCGCUAACAAUGUUGUUAAUGAAUGUGAAAGACUUCGUUUAACUAUUAAUACGGUUCCGCGGGAUGUCAUCAAUGCUAAGAAUGAUUCAAAUAAACUCUUGAAUUCCGUCAAGAAUUCAUUGGACUUAUUGUUUGAGGAGAGGUUUGAAUUAAGACAAAAACUUAUGGAAAGUGAAUCAAAUUUAAAGAAAAUUGAUUUAAGACUUCUUUUUCGAAAGUAUGAUAUGGAAAGAUAUAAAACAAUGGCCAACGAUGACUAUGAGAUGAGCUCAAUGGCUAAAUCAGAUCCAUUACAAUCACUGUAUAAUCAGAAACUUCAUUAUUCUGAUCAAAAAUGCACUCUCGAAGCCAAAGUAGAAGAAAAUGAAAGCAAGAUUAGGAAAAUUGAGAGCGAAUUAUUAGAAAAGACUGGAUCUGAUGAUUGGCUAAUCAAUCGAUUUUUUACCGAUGAGAACAUUAAGGCUGAGUUCAAAGAUAAAGCAUUUGCUGAAAAACAUUCGCUCGAAAUUGCAAAAGAGAUAUUCAUAUCAAAAGCUUCACAACAACCUCUUUGAAGAUACUGUUGAAA
Oppia nitens is the source of this 608-nucleotide messenger RNA. RefSeq lists its product as uncharacterized. The transcript is spliced from 3 exons. The coding region runs from base 1 to 594 and encodes 197 amino acids. The record is from RefSeq and is a predicted model, not a curated record. Lineage: Eukaryota; Metazoa; Arthropoda; Arachnida; Sarcoptiformes; Oppiidae.